Diversispora eburnea is the source of this 1458-nucleotide messenger RNA. The record is from the annotation of a GenBank genome assembly. Lineage: Eukaryota; Fungi; Glomeromycota; Glomeromycetes; Diversisporales; Diversisporaceae.
AUGGAUACUUACCAAACUGCCGUAAUUAAUUCUAUUGAAUUAUUAAAAGAUUUUGCUUUCAUUAAUACAGGUUAUAAUUGGAAAUUUUUUAUUAUCAGCGCAAAAAUACCAAAUGAUAAAUUUGAAAGACUUAAAGAUCAAAUUAUCCAUCAUCACGGAAAAAUAGUUGACAAAACUGAGAAUGCAGAUCUCAUCUUAACUGCUUUACGAUCCCUUUCUAGAAUACGUCGUAAUCUGGAUCUAGAAUCAUUUAAUAAACCUAUUAUAUGCAUCGAUUGGGUCGAAGCAUGUCAUUCAGCCAAUAAAAGGUUACCUUACAAUGGUUAUAUCAUUGCCUAUAAUCCCGACUAUGAAGAACCUACUACUGAUGAAAGUAUUGAAAUCGGUGAGGAAAAAAGUAUUGAAGUCGGUGAAGAGGAAAGGUAUGAAGUACAUUGUUCAGAUUUGGAAGAAAAGGAAUUGGAUCCUCGAUUUCUGAAUACUAGAUAUUUGUGUUUUCGUCCUACUCCCCUUUAUCCGAAAUUUAAUAAAGAACUUAUAGAAUUACUUGAAGAGUUAGAAAAGGUACGAAGAUUGAAUAAUGAACAACCUAAUGUAUUGGCUUAUAGACGUGCUAUCGCUGCUUUAAAGGCAUACCCUCGUGAGCUCGAAAGUUAUCAAGAAGCUCGUAAAAUAAUUGGAAUUGGAGCAAAAAUAGGUCGAGUUAUAAAAACUUAUAUGGAAACUGGAACAAUACCCGAAGUAGAGGAAAUCAAGCAAGAUGAGAAAUUUCAGAUCCUUGACUUGUUUUCUCAUUCCUUUGGUGUCGGCUAUAAAACAGCUACAGCUUGGUAUUUAAAAGGAUAUAGAACCAUUGAGGAUUGUAAAAAAGAUCCAAAAUUGAAUAAUAUGCAAAAAAUCGGUUUAGAAUUAUAUGAUGACCUUCAAAAAAAAAUGUCAAGAAAGGACGUAGAAGAAAUUUUCGGAAUUUUUGAAAGAGAAGUUAAAGAUGCAUUAGGUCAUGAAUGUAUUAUAACUCCGGUUGGUGGAUAUCGUCGAGGAAAAGAAUUCAAUGGUGAUUUUGACGUGAUAAUUUCUCAUCCUGUUGAAGAAAUGACAAAAUAUAUAUUGAAAUCUAUAGUGGAGCGGUUGAAAGAAAAAGGUUUUAUAACUGAUAUUUUCUGGUACGGAGAACCAAGUGCUAAGGAUAAAAUUCCUCCUAGUACGAUGAUUAAACGAAUCGACAUAAUAAUUGCUUCACGUAGUCAAUAUGCUACCGCAUUAGUUGGAUGGACUGGUUCAAGACUUUUUUUACGAUCACUAAAAGACUAUGCGAGAAAAGAAAAGGAAAUGAUAUUGGCAUCACAUGGUCUUUUCCAUAAUACUUUCCCUAGGCAAAAAAUUGAUACCUCUACAGAAGAGGAUGUAUUUAAAAUUUUGGGUGUACCUUGGGUGGAUCCUACAUUUCGAAACUGUUAA